AUGGCAUUUGCAGCACUGGCAAUCCUAGGCCAAAGAUCAGCACAUUCCUUUCCAAUUGGGCCAAACCUUAAAACAAAAGACAAAAACCCCGUCCUUUCGGCGCCAGGGCUUACGCUGGCGGACAAUGACGGCGGGCAUGACCUUCUUACGGAGAUCGGGCUUACCCUUCUUCACGGUGGCCAUCACCAUGUCACCAACGCAAGCGGAAGGAAGCCUGUUGAGGCGACCCUUGAUCCCCUUCACCGAAAUGAUGUAGAGGUUCUUCGCACCGGUGUUGUCGGCGCAGUUCACCGUCGCCGCCACCGGCAGACCCAGCGACAUCCUGAACUUGUUCCCCGCGGAACCUCCGCGUCCUGA
Striga asiatica is the source of this 357-nucleotide messenger RNA. Lineage: Eukaryota; Viridiplantae; Streptophyta; Magnoliopsida; Lamiales; Orobanchaceae. The record is from the annotation of a GenBank genome assembly.